This is a messenger RNA of Cannabis sativa, 1551 nucleotides long. Its product is annotated as abscisic acid receptor PYR1. The record is from RefSeq and is a predicted model, not a curated record. NCBI's taxonomy places the organism in Eukaryota, Viridiplantae, Streptophyta, Magnoliopsida, Rosales, Cannabaceae. Gene Ontology annotation, molecular function: abscisic acid binding; protein phosphatase inhibitor activity; signaling receptor activity. Gene Ontology annotation, cellular component: cytoplasm; nucleus. The coding region runs from base 199 to 819 and encodes 206 amino acids. The transcript is spliced from 2 exons. Gene Ontology annotation, biological process: abscisic acid-activated signaling pathway.
AAAAAUCACAUAAUAUAUUCUCGAUUCCCGUUUUGCCCUUGGCAUUUCCUAAAAUUUCCAUUCCUUAUAAACAAAUAAAAAUACUCUCUCAUAUCCCUCUUUCCCCUUCUUUCCUCUUUCUCUCUCUCUCUCUAGAUUUCUCCCUUUCUCUCUCUUCGUCGUUUCGAGUCGAGAGCAAUAAAGAAAGCCGAGAGCUCAAUGGCCGAGCAAGAUGCCGAGGAGACUAGCGCCGCCGCCGCCGCCACAACUCCAACAAGCCACCACCAAUCGAUCCCGACAGGUUUGACUCAGGACGAGUUCGAGGAGUUGAAACGAUUCGUUACCGAGUUCCAUACCUACCAAGUAGGGCGGGGCCAUUGCUCCUCGCUACUGGCGCAGCGAAUCCAAGCACCGCCGGACGUAGUUUGGUCAGUAGUACGGCGAUUCGACAAGCCACAGACUUACAAGCACUUCAUCAAGAGUUGCGUUGUCAAGGAAGGGUUUCAAAUGACGGUUGGUGCCACCAGGGAUGUAAAUGUAAUUUCAGGUUUACCGGCCGCUACUAGCACGGAGAUACUCGAUAUGCUCGACGAAGAGCGGCGCGUGACUGGAUUUAGCAUCAUCGGCGGCGAACACAGGCUGAGAAAUUACAGGUCCGUUACGACGGUCCACGGAUUCGAGCGCGAUGAUAAGAUCUGGACCGUUGUUUUGGAAUCGUACCGAGUGGAUGUGCCGGAAGGGAACACGGAGGAGGAUACGCGUCUCUUCGCCGAUACUGUCGUGAAGCUCAAUCUCCAGAAACUCGCGUCGGUCACCGAAGGAUUGGCGCGUGAGCCAUGACUGUGACGGUGGCAAAAUAAUUGUUCGAACUUUAUAAGUUAGAAACAAAAAAUAUUUUUGAAGAUUUACUAGUAAUAUUAAAUAACUAUAAGAUAAACUAGUUCGUGAAUAUCAAAAGAGCAUUGCUGUUGGUCACCUUGUUUAGCAUUUUUUAUAGGUGGUGUUCCUUAACUAGUUAGCAAUAUUUUUUAUAAUUAUUUUUUUUUAAGUUAUAUGAUUUCGAUACUUAAUUAUACUAAGAGUAUUGUUAUUAAGCACCAGUGGUGUUUAGUACUUUUUAAACGUGUCGCUUUACGAUUGGUUAGCGAUACUCUCUAAAAUCUAUUAUUAAAACUAUUUGGGACUCAAUUUUUGAUUGCACCAAUAACAAUAUUGACACGUAGGAAGAUAUUAGGUAUUACUGAUGCCUUUUAGCAUUUCUCUUAUACUAAUAGCAAAAGAGUGAUUCUAAUAUCAAAAUAGAUAGUGAGUUUAUGGAAAUGUUCCAAUUAAGCCUUUUACGGAGGUGUAACGCAUAUUUUUUCAAUAAAAUAUUACUGAAACAGUAACUUAUAAAAUAAUCUAAAGAGUAAUGAGUAACUUAUGAUAAAGAAAGUUGAACAGGAAGCUAGCAGCAUUUUCAUUUGUGGAAUAAAAACACCAAUCUUAAGCUACUUGUAGUUCCUAUGCCCUAUUUUACUUUCUUUAUGGCAAAUAAGUGCUGAGUGAGAUUUUUUUAUUUAUUUUUUUUUU